Molecule: messenger RNA, 1650 nt
Organism: Myxozyma melibiosi
Lineage: Eukaryota; Fungi; Ascomycota; Lipomycetes; Lipomycetales; Lipomycetaceae
Product: sn-glycerol 3-phosphate dehydrogenase NAD+
Exons: 3
Coding region: 30-1193 (387 amino acids)
Biological process (GO): carbohydrate metabolic process; glycerol-3-phosphate catabolic process
Cellular component (GO): glycerol-3-phosphate dehydrogenase (FAD) complex; cytosol; nucleus
Molecular function (GO): NAD binding; protein homodimerization activity; glycerol-3-phosphate dehydrogenase [NAD(P)+] activity
Source: RefSeq, a predicted model, not a curated record
CGUCUCGUCACCAGAACCCAGCCCGGACAAUGCUCUCGUCCACUUCUGCCAGACGUCUUUCGCUCCUCGGAUCGCAAGUAGCUUCUUCCGCUCGUCUGUCUUCUACCGCUGCCAUGGCUCCUGCCGCAAAGUACAAGGUCUCGGUCAUCGGCUCCGGCAACUGGGGAAGCGCGAUUGCCAAAAUCGUGGCCGAGAACACCGCCAGCAACCCGGAGGCCUUUGACCUCAACGUCCGCAUGUGGGUCUUCGAGGAGAUGAUUGGCGACAAGAAACUCACAGAGAUUAUCAACACCCAGCACGAGAACGUCAAGUAUCUGCCCGGCAUCCGUCUUCCCUCCAACCUCGUCGCCGUGCCUGAUCUCGUCGAGUGCGUCACCGGGUCCGACAUCCUGAUCUUCAACGUCCCGCACCAGUUCCUCCCCCGCAUCUGCUCCCAGCUCAAAGGCAAAAUCCCUCCGUCCGUGCGUGCCGUGUCCUGCAUCAAGGGUGUCGAGCUCUCCGCCAACGGCAUCACCCUGAUCGCCAGCUACAUCACCGAGCAGCUCGGCAUCUACUGCGGCGCCCUCUCCGGUGCGAACCUCGCGCCCGAGGUCGCCCAGGAGAAAUUCUCCGAGACCACUAUCGCCUACAAGGUUCCCGACGCGGCCGACUCAAUCACGCAAAAGACAAUCAAGACUCUAUUCCACAGACCCUACUUCCACGUCUCGGUCGUCAACGAUCUCGCGGGUGUCUCGCUCGCCGGUGCGCUCAAGAACAUCGUCGCCCUGGCCUCGGGCUUUGUCGACGGCAUGGGAUGGGGUGACAACGCCAAGGCGGCUAUCAUCCGUCGCGGACUGCUGGAAAUGACCCAGUUCAGUCGUGAGUUCUUCCCCGAGAGCGAGGCAUCGACUUUUACCGAGGAGUCCUGCGGUGUUGCCGACGUCAUUACCUCCUGCGCUGGUGGCCGAAAUCAUAAGCUCGGCGUGGCGAUGAUCAAGACUAAGAAGCCUGUCUUUGAGCUCGAGAACGAGCUGCUGAAGGGUCAGAAGGCUCAGGGAGUCACCACCGCGCAGGAAGUCAACGCUUUCUUGACGAAGCGCGGCAAGGCUGCUGAGUACCCGCUCUUUACUGCUGUCAACGACAUUAUCUUCAACGGCCUCGAUAGCUCCGCGCUUCCAGAAAUCCUGGAGAAGGUCGAGAAGAAGGUUGAGUAGAGUGAAUACGUAUCGGCAGCCUCUUCCUGGAUUGAAAUGACUGUCUCUCAGAUUCUUUGAGUCUUUUGGCUACUACUUGGUAUUAUCUGGUUUGGUUUGCUUUUUAUUUUCAUGUUCAAAGGUGGCGAGAGCUUUUUGACCUACUCUGAUUUCACUGCCGUAUCAGAGCAUUGUUCCUUUAUAUGCCAUAUGAGCCUUUAUGCAUCAUCUGGUUGUGUAUAGCUUCUCAUUUCCUUUCUUAUCGCCUCUCGCCACCUUUCAACGAUUUUUCGGAUUCUGUCUCUGAAUCAUUAGAUGAUCAAAUUAAUUAGAUUUUGGAUUUUGUUUUGUCAGGCCGUAUCAUAAUUUGCUUUUCACAUAGUAUCUUUCCACGUAGCCAACUGCCCAAGGGAUCAUCCAGUCUACAAAAUGUAUAUGAGCCUUCUACUGAUAAAUACUGUAUUCUCCAAAUAUUCCG